Pteropus alecto (black flying fox) is the source of this 527-nucleotide messenger RNA. RefSeq names its product retinol binding protein 2 (gene RBP2). The coding region runs from base 57 to 461 and encodes 134 amino acids. Gene Ontology annotation, cellular component: cytosol; nucleus. The record is from RefSeq and is a predicted model, not a curated record. The transcript is spliced from 4 exons. Gene Ontology annotation, molecular function: fatty acid binding. NCBI's taxonomy places the organism in Eukaryota, Metazoa, Chordata, Mammalia, Chiroptera, Pteropodidae. Gene Ontology annotation, biological process: fatty acid transport.
CUGCAGCCGGCUCCUUGACAUCUACCACACACCCACGGUAACCAGAGGCCACCGCCAUGACAAAGGACCAAAAUGGAACCUGGGAACUGGAGAGUAACGACAACUUUGAAGGCUACAUGAAGGCCCUGGAUAUCGAUUUUGCCACCCGCAAGAUUGCAGUACGUCUAAAUCAGACAAAGACCAUUGAUCAAAACGACGAUCACUUCAAGACAAAAACCAACAGCACGUUCCGCAACUAUAACUUGGAUUUCACUGUUGGAGUGGAGUUUGAGGAGUACACCAAGGGCCUGGACAACCGGAACGUUAAGUCGCUGGUCACCUGGGAAGGUGAUGUCCUCGUGUGUGUGCAGAAGGGGGAGAAGGAGAACCGUGGCUGGAGGCAGUGGGUUGAGGAUGACAAGCUAUACCUGGAGCUGACGUGCAGCGACCAGGUGUGCCGUCAAGUGUUCAAAAAGAAGUGAUGGCUGCGAGGGGACCUGCCGAGCAUGUGCUCCACACUCUCAGUGAGGAGUUCUUUACUGGCUUUG